AUGGCUCGACCACAAAAAAGAGAGAGUGCACGCGACAAGCUUCAGCUGCUCACCGGUAAAUGCAGAGGAGAGCCACACGACUCGACUCUUUCGCUCCACACACGGCGGCACGGAACGCUCGUUUCACAGGACGUGAGCCACGCGCUCAGUUUCACAUAUAUACCGACCCGCGUACAAAGCCGAGCUGCCACUGGAAAUUGUCCGACGUCCUCCGCAAAAAAGACGCACAGAGUGCUGCGCACAGACACUUUUCUCAUUCGGUUUCCUCUCCAAGCUGAUCCCCCCGCAUUUGGUGCUUCUCCACCGUAUCUUGGCAACUUCCGGCCCCACUACCGUUGGUCAUUUCGGGAACCUAGCAUCAACGAGGUCGCUUUCGUUGUCGGAGCAGCAAGCUUAGCGCCGCAGCGAGCGGUCAAGUGCCAAACAUCGAUCGAGGUCCCGAACCAUACGCGUCUCGUGUCUUCUACUCGCAACACCAUCUUCGGCUCUCAUGUCUCGACCAUCUUCGCUACGCCUCUGUCCUGA
Molecule: messenger RNA, 525 nt
Organism: Pseudozyma hubeiensis SY62
Lineage: Eukaryota; Fungi; Basidiomycota; Ustilaginomycetes; Ustilaginales; Ustilaginaceae
Exons: 1
Coding region: 1-525 (174 amino acids)
Source: RefSeq, a predicted model, not a curated record